Molecule: messenger RNA, 2623 nt
Organism: Sphaerodactylus townsendi
Lineage: Eukaryota; Metazoa; Chordata; Lepidosauria; Squamata; Sphaerodactylidae
Gene: GUCD1
Product: guanylyl cyclase domain containing 1
Exons: 6
Coding region: 475-1188 (237 amino acids)
Source: RefSeq, a predicted model, not a curated record
AGGUCAGGCGGGCAAAAGGCGCGGCCUCGCCACUCCAAAGCCACCGGUCGUAGGACAUGGCUGCUGUAGUGGGGUGCCUGGUGUGAGGUUGCCUCAGUUUCGCGCUCGAUCCCCAGCGGCUCAUUUUGCCCGGCGUGGAGGAGUGUAGCCCGCCCGCCCGCCGCCGCCCUAUCGUGUCAAGAACAGUAACGUGUAAAAAAACAUUGGGCUAGAGAUUGUGGCUGUACCACAGAACGUUUCCUCUAUGGGCGGGGGGGCACGCCCUAGGCGCAGGGCGGAUUCCCUUGACAGGAGCCCGCCCCACCAGCCCGCCUCGCCUCCCGCUACAGGCGACUCCGCCUCUGCCAGCCCGGGAGGGACGGGGGAAGAGGGGGAGGAGGCGGAAGAGCCGCCGCCGCCGCUGCCGGGGGAGCUAUGACUGGGCCCGCGGCCGCCCCCUGAGCGGCUUCUUGGUCCAACAUCCACCCGCCCGCCAUGAAGAGUCCCAGAGAGGAGGCGGAGCACCCCGCAGGGGACUACGUGCAGUUGAAAGUGCCAGUUCUGCAGCAGUGGUACCAUUGGGACUGUGGGCUGGCUUGCUCCAGGAUGGUACUGCAAUACCUGAAUCUUCUGAAUGAUGAUCAAUUUCAGAAGGCCAUUCAGGAACUCCGGCUGACAAAAAGCAUAUGGACCAUUGACUUGGCCUACUUAAUGCGCCAUUUUGGUGUGAAGCACAGAUUCUGUACACAGACCCUAGGGGUAGACAAGGGUUACAAAACCCAGUCGUUCUACAGGAAACACUUUGACACAGAGGAGAACCGAGUCAACCAGCUCUUUGCGCAAGCCAAAGCCUUCAAGGUGUUGGUGGAAAAGUGCACAGUGACUAUCCAGGACAUCCAAGAGCACUUGGCUCAAGGCCAUGUUGCCAUUGUGCUGGUGAACGCAGUCCUAUUGCUGUGUGAACUGUGCUCCAGCCCGGUCAAAUACUGCUGCUUUCUCCCAAUUGGACAGAAGUGCUUCUGCAGGAGCCCCGACUACCAGGGCCAUUUCAUUGUGUUGUGUGGCUACAACGAAGCCUCAGGGAGUAUUUAUUACAACAACCCUGCCUAUGCUGACCGAACAUGCAGCACCAGCAUCAAUAACUUUGAGGAAGCCAGGACAAGUUAUGGCACAGAUGAAGACAUCCUGUUUAUUUACACAGACAGCUGACAUUUGGGUCUGGUGCUUCCUGUUUAUCAUUGGCCCAGCCUGCCCAGCACCUCUGGGCAGCUGGCUUGUCUCAGGACUCCUGCCACAGAGACUUUGCUCCCAGACUGCAGCAGAAUUGCAAACAAGGGAUGCUUUAGAGACGUUGGUAGAGGUACAUUGCUGUCCCAUUGCCAUCUUUUUAUUCUUGACAAUGAAAUAGCCUGUGUACAUACACUAUGCUAUAUACAUACAUAGGGAUGUGUAUGUAUUUAAUUUUAAUUUUGCACACUUCAGUUUAAAAUGCAAAACCAGACUUUCUUUUCCUGUUGGAUGUCAGACAGUUUUCCUUCCCAGGAAUAAAACUCUCAGAAACCAGUUCUAUUAAUGUUAGUCGUCACUUGAGUGCAUAUGGAGAAAGGAAGAAGCAAUGAAUGAAGACACAUCCUUCAUCCAGAUCACAAUAAAAUAAACUAUUUUGAGGCAGCAAGAGGAAGAAGUUACUGCUGUCUAAAAAGGAUUGCACUGACGGAAACUGAUCCCCACAGCUACUUAUGAAGUAGAAAGGGACACGCUUGUGGUAACACCGUUCUUCUGAAGGAAUCUCUGCAUUCAGUCAUCAACUUCAAGUGUGAGAUCUAUUUAGCUGUGUUGGCAGCAGGCUGGAAGUGCUUUCAGAAGAUGGUUUCAUUAGGUGAAGAGGAACAUUUUUGCAUAGGGACUGCACUAGUGCCUCGGAAACGGUGGUGUGAAUCUGCCCACUGCAUGCCACCCAUUUAUUUUCAGAUACUCUGCUUCCUUCCUCAGAGUAGCUUUUGGGGAAGCGUUCCAGAAUCCUGAAUGUACUGAGCCUCUUCUCAAGAAGAUAAAUAUUUUCAAGGUAAAUUUGGGAAGAGUCCUUUGCUAACUUGGCAGUCCCAACACUAUACAAUUAAACAACUUUAACUCUUUGAUCUUAAGCGUGAUUAACAGUGGAAGUGGGGUCUGCAACCCCACCACUUGAACCCAUAAGAUUAUGAAUACAGUCCCCCUCCAGUACCACUCGAGUGACACUAAUGGCCACCCACGGGUUCAGCCUCAGUGUCUUGUUUUUAAACUGACACAGUGCUGUCAGAACAAAUCUGUAAGCAGAUGACUUGGCCAUAGAACGAUGCUUUAGAAUUCACUUAAGCUCACGCAGUUGGCAGAAUCAGCACAGGGCUAGCAGGCAGGGAGGGAAACUUCAUUAGUUGCUACAGACCUGUAAUUGGAGACUAGACUCUGUUGCCAACAUUAUUCAGGGACUUCCAAGGCAGAGACAGCCAGAUUCAGAACUGAAACAGGGAAACUUCUCUUAGCUGAGUUUUAGGACAGGUGCUAGCCAGAACCCGCUUCCUACCUCAUCAGUACUACACUCAUGCUCGGAUGGGGGCUUCCCUGGUGAUUGAAACAAAACAAAAUAAAACUUUCAUACAGCAUA